Amaranthus tricolor (Joseph's coat) is the source of this 900-nucleotide messenger RNA. Its product is annotated as protein LITTLE ZIPPER 3-like. The record is from RefSeq and is a predicted model, not a curated record. The transcript has 2 exons. NCBI's taxonomy places the organism in Eukaryota, Viridiplantae, Streptophyta, Magnoliopsida, Caryophyllales, Amaranthaceae. Bases 271 to 558 code for a protein of 95 amino acids.
CAAACUUUGUAAUCAUGAGUCUACUACCCAUCAUUACCAAUGAAGAAAAACACCUACUUCUCUCUCUACCCUCUAUCCAUUUCUCUUUCUAAACUAACUUAGCCCACCAUUUAUUUAACAACUAAGCUACAUAGAGUAUUUGUAAAUCUAUUUAAAGAACCUCACCUUCCUCAACUUCCACCCCCUCACCUUUUUAUUUAAUUCACUCAAUCUCACCACCCAAACAUUCAUUAACAAUCUCUUCCUUUAAACUUACAUAAUAAUCAAACAAUGUGUAGUGCUAAAGAUUGGUUACAAUCACCUACAACUCAUUGCCAUACUCAACCAUCUUCAAGAUCAAAAUCCAAAGUUCGUGUUCAUUGCCUAAUUAUAAGGAGAAGAUAUAAAGGAACAAAGGCAGAAGACAUAGAGCUAAAGAAUCUGAAAUUGUACCUAGAAAACAGAAGUAUCUUGGAAGAGAAUGAAAAGCUAAGGCAAAAGGCUAUUUGGCUUAGACAAGAAAAUCUAGCUCUUCUUUCUCAGUUUCAAAAGAAAUUCAAAUCUUCUCAGCCAAUUUGAAUGAGUUCAUAGCAGGAUAAGCUCUACGUAGUUUUAUUAGAUUUACUUUAUUUUUUUAUUUUAAUCUGUCCUAAUGAAUUUGUCCCAUUUUAUGAUUAUAACGUAACAAUAAUAAAAUAGUAUUAUUUUAAGGGUAGAUUAGGGGUGGUUUAAGAAUAAAUCUCUUUGUAACAUGAUCUAAGAUCAUGAUUUUCUCAGUGCCUAGAUGUAAAAUCUUUAGUCUUUACUAGAAGAAGAAUAUGUAAUAUAUAUACAAGAAUUUAGUAAUUACAAUCUUAAAUAUGGGUUAUUAUAAUUUAAUUACCUAAAAGAUAAGCCUAACUAAUUCUGGGUUUUUUUAUG